AUGGCCUCCUCCUCCGCAGCCGCCCACUGCCACCCCAAGGUGGUCAUCAUCAUGGGCGCCACCGGGUGCGGCAAGUCCCGCCUCUCCAUCGACCUCGCCUCCCACUUCCGUUCUGCUGAGGUCAUCAACUCCGACAAGAUGCAAGUCUACCGGGGCCUCGACAUCACCACCAACAAGAUCGCCCCGGCCGACCGCCGCGGCGUCCCCCACCACCUCCUCGGCUCCCUCGACCCGGACGACGGCGAGAUGACCCCGUCGCAGUUCCGUUCCCUCGGAGACGCCGCCAUUUCCGACGUCGCCUCCCGCGGGAGUCUCCCCCUCCUCGUCGGCGGUUCCACCUCCUCCAUCCUCGCUCUCCUGGCGGAGCGGUUCGUCCCGGAGGAAGACGUGUUCGGCGGGCUCGGCCCGCCGGCGAGACCCGAGCUGAGGUAUCACUGUUGCUUUCUGUGGGUCGACGUGUCGCUGCCCAUCCUGAAGAAGUGCCUGCCGAAGCGCGUGGACGGAAUGCUCCGCAUGGGCGCUUUCGAUGAGCUCGCCAGAUACUACGACCUGCGCCGGACCGACCCGGGGGGUCGGGCCGGGCUGAGGAAGGCCAUAGGCGUGCCCGAGUUCGACCAAUAUUUCGAGAAGUAUCCGCCGAGGGGGGUCGGCCCUGGGGACGCGUGGGAGCCGGAGGAUGCGAGGGAGCGGGACAACGAUCCGGUGCGGGAGGGUGCAUACCAGGAGGCGCUACGCGAGAUAAAGAAGAACGCGGGCCAGCUGAUGAAACGGCAGAUUAUGAAGAUCCGGCAGCUGAGCGAAAGCGGGUGGGAGCUGCAUAGGCUGGACGCGACGGAGGCGGUCCGGCUGGCGACGGCGCCCGAGGAGGAGGACGUUUGGAAGAGGCAGGUGUUGGAGCCGAGCGUGGAGAUUGUGAAUCAGUUCUUGCAAGAGAAGUAG
Eucalyptus grandis is the source of this 939-nucleotide messenger RNA. RefSeq names its product adenylate isopentenyltransferase. Gene Ontology annotation, biological process: tRNA modification; cytokinin biosynthetic process. NCBI's taxonomy places the organism in Eukaryota, Viridiplantae, Streptophyta, Magnoliopsida, Myrtales, Myrtaceae. The record is from RefSeq and is a predicted model, not a curated record. The transcript has a single exon. Gene Ontology annotation, cellular component: mitochondrion. Bases 1 to 939 code for a protein of 312 amino acids. Gene Ontology annotation, molecular function: AMP dimethylallyltransferase activity; tRNA dimethylallyltransferase activity.